Molecule: messenger RNA, 5941 nt
Organism: Porites lobata
Lineage: Eukaryota; Metazoa; Cnidaria; Anthozoa; Scleractinia; Poritidae
Source: the annotation of a GenBank genome assembly
GGAAAAACCUGUAGUGAAAUAAAGCUACACAGUCCUCAAGCCACAGAUGGUCAUUAUGUUAUCGAUCCUGAUGGGGAUGGGGGCUAUGAACCUUUUACUGUAUAUUGUAACAUGACAGCAAAGAACGGUGUUGGUGUGACAGUUGUUGGCCAUAAUAUGGAAAAGAGAACGCUUGUUAAAGGAUUUGGCCCUCGGGGAAGUUACAUGCGUAAUGUUACUUACAUGGGAGCGGAAAUCAUUAGCAUUUCACAGCUUGUUGGUCUACUGGAAGAUUCUGCAAGUUGCCAGCAAUUUAUAAAAUACGAAUGUCACCAUUCUGUCAUCAUGCAUAACGGUAACCCAUACGCAUGGUGGGUAUCACGUGAUUUGACAAAGAUGACAUACUGGGGAGGAGCCUCACCAGCUGAUUCUUACAAGUGCGCAUGUGGGGUGACGAAAACUUGCACGAACAGAAGCAAGGGAUGUAACUGCGAUGCAAAUGAUCAAGUCUGGCGUGAGGACAGUGGCCUAUUAACUGAAAAAGCGCACCUCCCUGUUUUAAAGUUGGUAUUUGGAGACACAGAUGCUUCUUUUGAAAAAGGUUAUCACACGCUUGGAAAACUCAAGUGCUCCGGAAUUGCUUAAAUUGGAAAAGCAAUGCGGUGGGAGGUAUUUUUGCAAAGAUUGGCAUAGCGGUACUUUUCACUUGUCUGAAGACGUUCAUCUUGGUGAACAAAAUGAGAAAUUCAAAAGCACGGAGAUUCUCUUCUCCGAAACAUUUUUCUUUGAAGUUUCCUACAAAAGCGCAAAUACACCACUUGAGGAAAUAAUAAAGAUUAAAGUACAUGUAAUAUUUAUUCUGAGACAACUGAUGUUUAGAUAAUAAAAUCUCAAAACAUUCGCGGGUAACGUUUAUAACCCACAUGAAGAGCUUCCUGAACGCCAGCUAAAAUGCAACAGCAAAAGAAAUUCAAGCUUCCUCUAUCGCAAAACUAAGACACGUUUUGAAUCGAGCAUUUCUUUAACUAAAGCCGUUUUGGUGCGGUAAUACCUCACGAAAGUAGAAACGCAGAUCAAUCGAUAACUCCUUACUUGGUUUGAAUGUUCGUGACGUCAAGUGAAAACCGAGGAUAAUGAUGAAUUUAACACAAAAUAUGCGAGUACCAUGUGUAGUAAAUAUAUCUAGUAUCUAGUAAAUAAUAAUAAUGAAAUUGUGAUGAUGAUGAUAAUAAUAAUAAUAAUGAUAAUAAUAAUAAUAGUGAUGAUAAUAAUAGUAAUGAUGAUGAUGAUGAUGAUGAUGAUGAUGAUGAUGAUGAUAGUAACAAUAAUGUUCAUGGGGAUGAUGAUUAAUAGACUGAGCCCCUAGUCUAAGUAAAGAUCGAUGAAGAUUUUUGCCAACCGUCUAAUCCUGUUAUACUUAAUUUCUAUGUUUGUAAUUGGCUUUGCCAUGCAAGCUGCUAAAUAAACCUUAGCAUGAAUCAUGUAAAUUAUAAUUAGUGUGCUCCGUUAGACUUAAUUUGACGGUUCUAAUCUACAUUGUAGCAUCCAUAAAUAAGGAAAGCAUUGGGCACCUUCCUUUAUCCAUUCUAUUUCAUUUUAGAUAUAUAAUUUUUUCCCUGCAAUUUUUAAGCUAAGAUAUGAUGCUAUCCGUUUUAGGCCUGGUGGUAGUAGGCUUGAAUUUACCACCCGUGAAUAAGAAGAAAGCGUUCAAAAUCGAGCACCUGCGGUGUAUGUUCCUAUUUAUCAGUUUAGAUGUCAUAUUAGCAUUUUCUGCUGCAUCCUGUUCCAAUAUGUUUCUUGUUGUAUUACGUCUGUUGAUCGGGGCAUCUGUGCUAAACCGAGUUCCAGCAAAUUUUCAACAAUCCGGACUUUAUCGGGGUCAGAAACAGAAAAUUUUCUUUGGAAACUUCAAACCCGAUAAGGGCCACAAAUUAUCGACAACGAAAAUCUCUUCUCCCUUGGUUACCGAUUUAUUUGAUUGCGCGUUAAACUGCAUUACCGACUCAAGAUGCAAUUCGUUAAAUUUUGCAGUAAAUCACGACUUCAACAAACUUCAUGUCUGUGAAUUGUUAGAAACUGACAAGUACCGGGCCGCGGCAGACGAUCUUCAAGAGAAUGGCGGCUUUCUACACUACAGCCCUUGGGUAAAUAUUAUUGUUAAAGGAGCCUAAUUUUUAAUCAGUUUUCCUUUUAUGCUGAGAAAUACAACGUUUUAUCAGUUAACCACCCUGACAGUACUGUAGCUGGUUCGCUGAAUUAUGCCACUAAUCUUUGUUGCAGAGUUUAGGUCUGCCUACCGGCGUUUCUAGAAUGACUCUCUUAUAGCUUCUUAGCAAAUAAGUUCAGUAAUUUUUCCAAGGAAACAACUAUUAACUUAGUUUUACUUUAAUUAUAACUUUUUAUCACAGUCUUCGUGCCAACGAGAAUUUGUUGGAACCCAAUGCGAAAGGAAAGGUAAGUUGUAGGUAUUUUGACACGAAAUUUACUAUUCUUACCGAUCUCAGCUGUGCUAAUACAGAAGAAGCAGUGUAUUUUUUUUCCAGGACUAACAAAAAUUUUGCGAUAAGGUCUUUGUUUUCCUUUAUUCCCAAAAUGAGCCUUUGGUUGGGCCAAGAGUAGCUCAACUACCAGACAUGAAAUUACCGUAAAAUUCCGAAAAUAAGCCGCGGGGCUUAUAUUUUUCAGAGGCCCUUUUUGAGGGGCUUGUUUUUUGGAGGGGCUUAUAAUCGGAGGAGCUUAUGUAUGGAGAGAAAUUUGCGUUUCAAAAUCGAUUGAACUAGUUUGUAGUGGGAAGGAGAUUUACCAUUUUUUGCUUUGUUCUACUUUGUAUUCAAGGGCAAAUUCCAAUUACAAGGCCCCGCAGGGCUUAUAUUCGGAGGGGCGAUUUAACGGAGGGUUUUUUGCGUUACGAUUUUGGGGGGCUUAUAAUUGGAGGGGCUCAGUUUAGUGGUGACCCUUUCAGGUUGUAUUAAUACGCGCAUAAAAAGGCGAGCAAAAAAGUAGUUGGGUCAUAUUUGACACUGUUAAGUAUGGGUAAGAUUUCCUUUUGGCCCAAUUAGGCUAAAAAUUAUAAGUUCGUGUGAGCAAAUCCCAAAAAGCGCCAUUUGAUGAUGGAAGCCCUUCCCUGCUCGUACAGAGUAACAGAAAAAAAUUGUUCGCGCUCAGCUAGAAAAUAAUUAAAUAAAAGAAAUGUCCUCGAAAAUUAUAGUGCUUUUUUUCGGGGGGGGGAGGGGGAUGAAUACACUAAUUUUUCUAGCAAAAAAUUAUUCAAGGAUAAUUCUCCUUUCUGUUUUGACUGAACUCACCUCGGUAAAGGUAGUUUGUGAAUGAGCUAAGAGAAUGUAUAGCCCUUUUCACUAUUUAUUAAAAAUACGCCUUUAACUAAAGGGCAGCAGGUGGCUCAACCGCAUCAUGCGGUCAGGUAUAACCCUGGUACUGGCAGCAGGGACACAAGUUUUGUUCUUGCUUAGGGACUGUUAAUUUACAUGGAGGGAUGAUCGAGGAAGAUCUAACACCAGAAGGAUCCGGCUAAAAGUCGGAUUAUCCCAGUGCUAUAUGUUAACAUUAUUCAGUUUACACAUAAAUGGUCGUACUUGUGCCUAGUACUAGGAUGUUCCUGGUACUAGGAAUUUCUAGCUGAAAGGUAGGAGAUUCUAGAUUCUAGCUUCAUGUAAACUGCUGCCUUCGCAAGGAAGAUCCUAGUACUAGGCACAAACCACACAAAAAUGUCGGCUGGCCGUUUAGGGGCUAAUCACAGCGAAAAAGACCACCAUUUCGUUUGGCGUUAUAACGAGCUAAUUAUUGUGAAAAUUAUGCCGAAAGACAGUUAUUAACGACAGCAGAGAGAGCAGAAGUUCCAAAAUUGCAGUUUUAUUUUUGUCGCCCGCCAUUUUAAGGUCCUUCUCGAUCCUUCUCUGCUUGGGCACCACAGUGAGCGAAAUUUCUGCUUUUAAACCCAACGAAAAGUUUUUCUUCUUUCUAUUAUCUUCCUGGUACUACUGACACCUUUUGCGCAUUCAUUUGCGUCAAACGACGACCACCAGUGCGAAGACACAUUCAUUAGCCCGAAAAAACGAACAUUUGAGCAUAAAUCAGAUUCAAUAACGAUUUUUGCAUUAUAAUCAACAUUCAAUAACAUUUUUAGGCAUUUAUUUGCGUCAUUCGACUUAUGCCACGGUUUGCAAUUCAAUACCUGCAUUCCUGGACAGCCUUAGGAUGGAAAACACAAACAUUAGUGCGCUUGUACAAUCAAUUAAGCGUACUUUACAUUUAAUAUACAAAAAUCGAUUUUGUAUUAAACGAUAGAAAUCCAAACAAAUUUGUUCUGAAUUUCAGUCUAUUAUAUCCCUCAAUAACCUCCCUAUUUAAACAGUUCGGCAGGUAGGUCUGCACGAAACGGUACCCCUUAGCACAUUUAGCUGUGGUCACAGUGUCUAUGUUCCGACGCAGAACUUCAAAGCGGCUUUUUGCGUUCGAAAUUCCCCUAGUGGGAUUCCUACGAAUUUGGCCUCAUUCCUAUUAUCCAUACAUCUUUGAAUUUCCGGAGGCGAGAUGUCGGCUUUGGGUGUCGCUUUCAGACAGCUUAAAACCAACCUGUUCCAAAGAUUUUUGGAAUUGGUAUUGUUUAACUGAAAAUUGAUUUUUGCAUAUUAAAUGUAAAGAAUGCUCAAAUUUUGAUUGUACAAGUACAUUAAUCUUUGUCUUAUCCACCCUAAGGCCGUCCAUGUAGGAAUGCUAUUGAAUUUCAAACAGUGUCAUAAAAAUAAUUUUAAUAAAUACUGUUUGCACUUAAAUGUUUGUCUAUUGUCCCUAUUGACGUUCAAGAUAGUCUUAAUGACUUGGAUGUUGGCGUUAAUGAAAGUAUAUUUUUCUAGUUUGAUUGCCAAAUGACGCAUAUGAAUUCCGAAAAUGUUAUUGAAUAUUGAUUAAACUGCAAAAAUCGUUAUUGAGUCUGACUUAUGCUCAAAUGUUCGUUUUUAUUUAUUUAUUUACUUUAUUUUUUUUUUUUUUUGCGCUACUGAAUGUAUGUAUCUUCGCACUAUUAGUCGCCGUUUCACGCAAAUGAAUGCGUAUUUUCUCUUAAAGGACAGCAAAGGCGUAGUACUAUGCUUCCUCCAUGUAAACAUUUCCUUAGACAUUUCUAUUAUCAGAUGUAUCGCAAAAACAGAGAAACAGACCAGGUAAACGAGCGUGCGCAUGCUUGUAACUAACGGUUUUCAUUCUUGAUAAUGACGUUAGAAAUAUCAAAAAGUUGUUUAACGUUCUUCAGUUUAUCUUCUUAUUAUUCUUCUUAUUCUUGUUCUUCUUGUUCUUGUUCUUCUUGUUUUUGCGUAUUACAGGAAAAACAUGCAGUGAAAUUAAACUUUACAGUCCACAAGCCACAAGCGGCUCUUAUGUUAUCGACCCUGAUGGAGAAGGAGGCUACGAACCUUUCACAGUCCAUUGUGACAUGACUGACAAGAACGGAGUCGGAGUGACAGUUGUUGGGCAUGACAGUGAAACCAGGACUUUUGUUAAUGGUUAUCAAGGCAAGGGAAGCUACGUGCGUAAUGUCCAUUAUCUUGGAUCAGGCAUCACUAGUGUUCCACAGUUGGCUGGUCUUCUGGACAUGUCUUCAAAUUGCGAGCAAUUUAUUAAGUAUGAAUGCUAUCAUUCUGUCCUCCUGUAUACGGGCAGCUCCUAUGGCUGGUGGGUAUCACGUGACUUGGUAAAAAUGACAUACUGGGGUGGAGCCUCCCCGUCUGACUCGUACAAGUGCGCAUGCGGGGUGUUGAAUUCCUGUGCAGACAGCAGCCUCGGCUGCAAUUGUGAUAUAAAUGAUUACGCAUGGCGUGAAGACAGCGGUCUCCUUACAGAAAAGUCCCACCUCCCUGUUUUGCAAUUGAAAUUCGGGGAUACAGAUGGAUCCAGCGAAAAAGGUUACCACACGCUGGGAAAACUGAAGUGUUACGGAAUGGCUUGA